This is a messenger RNA of Salvia splendens (bonfire salvia), 542 nucleotides long. RefSeq lists its product as uncharacterized. The coding region runs from base 41 to 373 and encodes 110 amino acids. The transcript has a single exon. The record is from RefSeq and is a predicted model, not a curated record. Lineage: Eukaryota; Viridiplantae; Streptophyta; Magnoliopsida; Lamiales; Lamiaceae.
AUCAUUUCAUUUGAAACAAACACGCCUCUCUCUCUCUCUAAUGGCGACGUUGCUUAGCAAGCUGAGAAGGGCGGUGGAGAAGAUCAAGUUUCUGCUUAAUUUGAGCGUGAAUAGAUGGAAAGUGGCGUUGGUGAUAAGCAAGAGAGGGCUGAGCUUCAGCGACAGGUCCGGAUUGAUGGCUUGUGUGGAAGAUUCGGGCUCUGAUGAGAGCCCGGGAUCGUCGAGGGGGCUACGAAGGACCACCGGUUACUCGUCGGAAGAUGAUAUUGAUAAGAGAGCCGAUGCUUUUAUUGCUAAUUUUUACAAGCAGCUUCAGUUCGAGAGGCAGAUUUCGCUGCAGCUUAGGUAUUGUAAAGAGAAUUCUUCUUCAUAACUCAACCCCAAAUUCAAUUUUAUUUAUUUUUUCUUUAUAAUAAAUCAUUGAAUAAGAUCUACUGUGAUGUGGUGGAGAUUUGAGUUUUUAUGAAAAUAUUUCCAUCGAUUGAAAAUGAGAGAAUUGUUGUAACUAUUUUGUUAAUACAAGAUCUUUAUUGUUGUAACUA